CGGCUUCAAGUCCCUGCUGAACUCCCAAGUACCACGCAAGACGGCACGGGAGACCCGGCGUGGGCAAGACUGCCAUCGUCGAGGCCUUGGCCCAGCAGAUUUACGGCGGAGAUGUUCCCGAAACCCUGCAGGGAAAGCGACUGGUUACCCUGGAUAUGGGCGCGCUGGUUGCCGGCACCAAGUACAGGGGUGAGUUCGAAGAGCGCCUCAAGGAGGUUAUCGAAGAGAUUAAGACCGCCGGCAAUUGCGUCCUCUUUAUUGAUGAGGUGCACACCUUGGUGGGCGCUGGCGCCGCUGAAGGCGCAGUUGAUGCCUCUAAUAUAUUGAAGCCCUCCCUGGCCCGCGGCGAAAUCCAAUGCAUCGGGGCCACCACCCUCGACGACUACCGCAAGUAUGUUGAGCGCGACCCCGCUCUCGAACGGCGCCUGCAACCGGUACGGGUAGAAGAGCCCAAUGGUGAUGAAACCAUUCAAAUUCUGAUGGGUGUCAAGGGUAACUACGAGGACCACCACAACGUUAACUUUACCGACGCCGCGAUACGCGCCGCUGCCACACUGGCAACCCGUUUCAUUCCUGACCGGUUCCUGCCCGACAAGGCUAUCGACCUCUUGGACGAAGCUGGCUCCCGUGUGCGCCUGCGGGGCAGCGUUACCCCUACGUCGGUCAAAGAUGCCAUGGAAGUACUGGACAAAGUCCGGCAGGAAAAAGGACGAGGCCAUUGCUUCCCAGCAAUACGAGGUUGCUGCUGAACUGCGCGACCGCGAGCUUAACCUGAACCAGGACCUGGACACUUUGAAAGAGGAGUGGCAGGAAGACCGGUCCAAGGGUCGCACCACCGUUACUGAAGAGGAUAUCGCGGAAGUGGUCAGCAUGUGGACCGGUAUUCCGGUAACCCGCCUGGCCGCGGAAGAGACUGAGCGGUUGAUCCACAUGGAAGAGGACCUGCACAAGCGCAUCAUUGGGCAGGACGAGGCCAUCGUAAACAUCUCCAAGGCAGUCCGCCGCGCUCGCGCCGGUCUGAAGGACCCUCGCCAUCCCAUUGGCGUGUUCAUGUUCCUGGGCCCCACCGGCGUUGGCAAGACCGAGUUGGUUCGGGCAAUGGCCGAGGUAAUGUUCGGCCACGAGGACAACAUGAUCCGCCUGGAUAUGUCCGAAUUCCAGGAACGCCACACGACAGCUCGCCUGAUCGGCGCACCUCCUGGCUACGUGGGUUACGACGAGGGCGGUCAGUUGACCGAGGGUGUCCGCCGCAAGAAUUACUGCGCUAUCCUGCUGGACGAGAUUGAGAAGGCCCAUCCGGAAGUCUUCAACAUCCUGUUGCAGAUCUUUGACGCCGGUCAAUUGACCGACGCCCGGGGUCGGCGGGUUGACUUCCGCAACUCCAUCAUUGUAAUGACCAGCAACUUGGGCUCCGACCUUAUUAAGCGGGAUACCUCCCUUGGUUUCGGCGUAAAGUCGGAAAAUGCCCAGUCAUCCCAGCAGUCCUACGAGCGGAUGAAGGGACAAGGUAAUGGACGAGGUCAAGCGCUUCUUCCGUCCCGAGUUCCUGAAUCGUAUCGAUGCCACGGUGGUCUUCCACCAGUUAGACCAGGAUCAGAUACACUCCAUUGUAGACCUGAUGAUCAGACUGGUGCAGCAGGAACUGGUAGACAAGAACAUCACUCUGGAAAUCACCGACGCGGCCCGUGUGCACCUUGGUGAAAAGGGCUUCGACCCCGUGCUGGGUGCCCGUCCGUUGCGCCGGGUUAUCCAGAACGAAGUUGAGGAUACCCUGUCUGAUGAAUUGCUCAGUGGCCGACUGAAUGACGGCGACACGGCAGUGGUUGAUUGCGAAGAUGACGUGAUUGUUAUCCGCGCCAAGGCACCGGCCAUGGAUCCGGCAACAGUUACUUCAGCCGACUAAACCCCA
Molecule: messenger RNA, 1909 nt
Organism: Geodia barretti
Lineage: Eukaryota; Metazoa; Porifera; Demospongiae; Tetractinellida; Geodiidae
Source: the annotation of a GenBank genome assembly